AUGGGUAAGGUUUGUUAUUUGGACAAUCUUAUAGAGGAUUUUCUGUCCUUGUUAGAUUUACUGAAAAUUGGGAGAGGUCUUGGGUAUGAGGUUGACAUUUCUCAAGUUGAGCAACGUUUGGAAAUUAGGUGUAAAAAUCCUGAUGGUGGACUAGAGCUUGUUACAUCGAAUGCUACAGUGGUUGAAAUGGUUGGUCACAUACCAUCCAAUAAGGUUAUUGUGUUGUACUAUAGUGAGAGUGAAGACUAUGAGUAUGAUGCAGAUGCAGAGAAUUGUGAUGGGGAUUUGACUCAGAAUUACCAAGUGAAUUGGGUGGAUUAUAUUGAAGUUGAAGCUAAGGAGACUUUUGAGAAUGUUGGGACAAAAGUGGCAAAUGAAGAUGCAGGGGCAAAAUUACCAAAUAAAGAUAUAUGGGCACAUUUCACUAUUGAUACUGUAGGGGCAUAA
This is a messenger RNA of Prunus armeniaca (apricot), 447 nucleotides long. The record is from the annotation of a GenBank genome assembly. NCBI's taxonomy places the organism in Eukaryota, Viridiplantae, Streptophyta, Magnoliopsida, Rosales, Rosaceae.